UACCGAGUAAGUAGUGUCCUUUAGUUUGACUUUACUUUAAAGAUUCUUGUGAUGCUAGGUUCUGCAGAUUGCAGAUUGGAGAAAGAUGAGGAAGAUUGUUCAUGAGUCUUAAGCAUGUGUUGAAUGUGGCGAAAAUACUGUGUUGGAAAGAUCAGCAGAGUUGCAGUCAACCCUACCUUAUUGGAGAAAGAUCUGGAGAAUUGUAUUGUUCAUACAGCUUCAACGUUUACUGAAAAAAGUUUUUGCUUGCUGUGGUACAUGAACUGCAGUAGAUAUAACUCCUAAUUCUCUAGAUUCUAGCUGCUUCCUGCUGUCGUGAAAGGAAAAGAUUGUUCAAAACUGUGUGCUGACAGCAAUAAAAACGUUGAGAUGGCGAGUUUUCUGAUUGAUUUGGCAAAGCUUUAUGUGGAGAAAUGUAUAAAUGGGGUGAUUGCAGAGUCAAGUUAUAUAUGUUGCUUCACGCGCAUUGCUGAUGAUUUUGAAGAAGAAAGAGCUUGGUUGGAAGAUGCAACGACAACUAUCAAGACGCGUGUUGAUGUGGCAACCAUGAGAGGAGAGGAUGUUCAAGCUAAUGCUCUUUUUUGGGAAGAAGAAGCUGAAAAGCUCAUUCAAGAAGACACCAAAACAAAUCAAAAAUGUUUUUUUGGAUUUUGCCCUCAUUGCAUAUGGCGAUAUAGAAGGGGAAAGGAACUGACAAAUAAGAAGGAGCAAAUUAAAAGAUUGAUUGAAACUGGAGAGAAACUUUCAAUUGGAUUCACUGCUCGUCUUCCAGAUGUUGAAUGCUAUUCACCCGGACAGUAUAUUCCUUUUGAAAUUAGUCCAUCGAAAUACAAAGAGCUUUUAGAUGCUUUGAAAGAUGACAACAAUUUUAUAACCGGGAUGCAAGGGAUGGGGGGCACAGGAAAAACUACAUUGGUCAAGGAAGUGUGUAUGAAACUAAAGCAGUCCAAACAAUUUACUCAAAUCAUCCACACGACAGUGUCAUUUUCUCCUGAUAUCAAAAAGAUUCAAGAUGAUAUUGCUCGACCCUUGGGAUUGAAAUUUGAUGACUGUAAUGAAUCAGACCGACACAAAAUACUAUGGAGCAGAUUAACCAAUGGUGAGAAGAUUCUUCUAAUAUUGGAUGAUGUGUGGGAAGAUAUCGAUUUUGAUGAAAUAGGGAUUCCAUAUAGUGACAACCACAAAGGCUGUAGAAUUCUUGUAACCACGCGCAAUAUCUUGGUGUGCUACAGAUUAGGAUGCAGUAAGACAAUCCAACUGGAUCUCUUAUCUAAGGAAGACGCGUGGAUCAUGUUCCAAAGGCAUGCUGGUUUAAGCAAAACUUCGAAUGAAAGUUUGUUUGAAAUAGGCCGUGAAAUUGCAAAUGAAUGCAAAAGGUUACCAGUUGCAAUUGCUGUUAUAGCCAGUAAUUUGGAGGGCAAACAACAUCAUAAAGAGUGGAAUGAGGCCUUAAAUUCCAUGCGCAGCGCUGAUGAUGAAAUCCUUAAAUUUUAUAAAUGCAUUCAGUUUACCUAUGAAAAUAUGAAGAAUGACAAUGCCAAGAAACUAUUCCUCUUGUGUUCUGUAUUUCGAGAAGAUGACAAAAUUUCUACCGAAAUGUUAACCAGAUUUGGCAUUGGAGGAGGCCUUUUUGGGGAAGAUUAUGGAAGCUACAAAGAUGCUCGAAGUCAAGUAGUUAUAUCCAAACAAGUACUCCGAGAUUCUUGUUUAUUGUUGGAGGAAAAUCAAAACAAAGUGAAAAUGUACGACUUGAUUCGUGAUGCAGCACUGCAGAUAGCAAAUAGAGAGAUUCAAACAGUAAAGUUGGAUGGUAAAAAUCAAAAGGCAAUUGUUGAAAGGGAGAAGAAUAUUAAAUAUUUGUUUUGCGAAGGAAGGCCAAAGGAUGUGUUUUCAUGUAAGCUCGAUGGUUCCAAGCUUGUGAUUCUAAUUGUCACCGUGUAUAAGGAUGAAGAGUGCCAUAAUGUGAAAAUCGAAGUCCCGAAUUCAUUUUUUGAAACUAAUAAUGGCCUUCGAGUUUUUCAUUUUUUAUAUGACAAUGAUCAUAAGAUACCUCUAUCAUUACCUCGAUCAAUUGAGUCUUUGAAGAAUAUUCGAUCUCUUCUUUUUACGCUCGUUGAUUUGGGUGAUAUCUCUACUUUGGGAAAUUUGCAAAGUCUUGAGACACUUGAUUUGAAAGACUGUAAAAUUGAUGAAUUGCCACUUGGAAUUGCAGAUCUAGAGAAAUUUAGAUUGUUGAAUUUGGAAAGUUGUGAAAUUGUAAGGAAUAAUCCAUUUGAAGUGAUUGAAAGAUGCUCAUCUCUGGAAGAGUUGUAUUUCACAGGUAGUUUUAAUACUUUUUGUCGAGAAAUAACUUUCCCAAAAUUGCAAAGCUUGCAAAGGUUUUGCAUCGAUGAAUAUUCGAGACCAGUGAAUGAUUCAUCAUCAAAGUAUGUGUCAGUUGUAGACAACGAUGAGGUUUUCUUAUCUGAAGCAACACUCAAGUACUGUAUGCAAACAACCGAGGUUCUUAGACUAAGAAGAAUCGAGACGGGAUGGAGAAAUCUCAUACCCCAGAUUGUUUCUAUGGAUCAAGGUAUGAAAGAUAUAGUUGAACUUAGUUUGAGUUGCAUUUCACAACUUCGGUACCUCGUUGACACGAAGGAUAUUGUGUUCCAAGGACCGAAUGUUGUGUCCAAGUUGGUUGUACUAAAAUUGGACAGAAUGGAAAAUUUGGAAGAACUGUUUAAUGGUCCCGUUUCCUUUGACUUUCUGAAGAAUUUACAGAAGAUAUCAAUCAAGGAUUGUAAACAUUUGCAAAGCUUGUUUAAAUUCGAGCAAAACCUCUGCAAUCUAAAGACCAUCGAACUGCAGAAUUGUCCGAUGUUAGUUUCCCUGUUUCGACGGUUGACUUCUCGAAACUUGGUGUUGCUAGAGGAAUUGCAAAUAGCUGAUUGUGAGGGAUUGGAAAACAUAAUAACAGAUGAAAGAAGAGAUGAGGAAUCAAGAGAAGAAAUACAUGUUGAUGAUGAUGAUCAUGAUAGUCGUGCCUCAAUGUUUCCAAAGCUAAAAGUUCUUGAUAUUGAGGGGUCUUCCCCGUUAAAAUAUAUACUUCCGUUUCUCUAUACUCAAAGCCUUCCAGUACUAGAAGCAAUCAGAAUAAGAAGAUGCGAAGAGCUCAAAUACAUAUUUGGCCAUGAUUAUUCCAUGCUUUCAUAUCGUCUUUGCAUUUGGGAACGUGUUCAAUGUCUUCCAAUACAAUCAUACAGAAUGUGCAAUAUUAAAGAGAUUGUAUUGUGUCAUAUUUUGAAGAUAAAAUCAGUGUUUAUCCUAUCAAUUACACCAAAAAUGUUGUUGGAAACUUUGACAAUUAAGAACUGUGAUGAGUUAAAGAACAUAAUAUUAGACACUGUAGAUGAGAUUACUGGUGGCAAUAAUUGGGGCGAUGUCUUCCCAAAAUUGAAAAGCAUCUCUGUUGAAGAUUGCAUGCAAUUGGAAUACAUCAUAUUUGGACACGACAAUCAUGAUCAUCAAAGCCCAAGUGAGAUUAACCUGCGUCUUCCUGCAUUGAAAUAUAUCAAUCUUUGCAAUCUUCCUGGUUUAGUUGCCAUGUGUACCAGACAACAUCGCACAACAUUUCCACCUCUGGUAGAACUGGAAUGCAAUGGAUGUUCACAUGUUGCUAUCAAAUCUUUUCGUGAUUUCGGAAUUCAUCCGAUUUCAAAAUCUCAGGACGAUGCAAUCAUGAAGGAAGAUGGUGAUGGCCAAAGAGCCAUAGCUUUCCCUCCAAUUGCCAUAACAAAACCAGUUAAACACCGGCAGGAAACUAGCAAGACUAAUAGUAAUAAUGCUCAAGUUUUUUUAAAUGAUGAUGCUAUCAUGAAAGUAAGCUCAGAUAUUGAGGAUCAAUUUCUUAAGGAUGAUGAAAUAUUAGUUUCCAAAUCAAAGCUCUGUACUAUUGUAUCUCAGUGUCCUUCAAAGCCUGCUCAAGGUGACCCUUCUCAAAGAGAUGAAGAUUUAAGUUAUUCUUGGGUUGUCACAAAGGAGCUACGGAAUCUAGUUUCCGAGAAUUAUUUGGCUAUUGAGAACUUGUCUUUGUUGACUGAUUUCCUAGUUAAGAAUCCUUCAGUUCUAAGGGACACUUCAUUGAGUAACAGAUUCAAGGGUUAUGCCUACAACUGUCUAGCUGAGCUAUUGAAAUUCCUCCAAAAGCAUUACCUGUUGGAUGUGUUAGGUUCAAGCCAUUCUGAAUUUGUUGAGCUAUUACAAGAUAUGCGUAGAUUUCCUUUUGAUAAAGAAUGGUUGGAUGGUGUUGAAAAGCUCGCCUUGUUUCCUGGUUUACAAGUCUCUCAAAAUGCGCUGCAAAAUUUUUUGGACUCAAAACACAUUUUGACUCAACAUGUGGAGGAUCUUAAACAUCAAUUGGCUUCCUUUGAAGCUGUUUUGCAGAACAUCACUCAACAGGAGGCACAGAUUUUAGAAACGCAGGCUGCUUUAAGUGAUCCUAUUGGCUAUUAGACUAUUUUUUGUUGCAUUCCUUCACGACCAAAAGUAUUGUUUGUCUAGUUUGUCCUUUUCUCAUCUCAAAUUAAUUAAACCAUCUUGUUGAAUUUGUGUAUUUGGAAAUUACUAUUGAUUGUUGUAUGUCAUGUCGGUCAUGAAGUAUUAAAUUCUUCAUGUUGAACAUACUUUGUCUAUUUUACUGUUCUCGUUA
Medicago truncatula (barrel medic) is the source of this 4690-nucleotide messenger RNA. RefSeq names its product probable disease resistance protein At4g27220. The coding region runs from base 370 to 4494 and encodes 1374 amino acids. The record is from RefSeq and is a predicted model, not a curated record. Gene Ontology annotation, molecular function: ADP binding. The transcript has 7 exons. Lineage: Eukaryota; Viridiplantae; Streptophyta; Magnoliopsida; Fabales; Fabaceae.